This is a messenger RNA of Maudiozyma barnettii, 3144 nucleotides long. RefSeq names its product Dal81p (gene DAL81). Lineage: Eukaryota; Fungi; Ascomycota; Saccharomycetes; Saccharomycetales; Saccharomycetaceae. Gene Ontology annotation, biological process: DNA-templated transcription. Gene Ontology annotation, cellular component: nucleus. Bases 1 to 3144 code for a protein of 1047 amino acids. The transcript has a single exon. The record is from RefSeq and is a predicted model, not a curated record. Gene Ontology annotation, molecular function: DNA binding; zinc ion binding.
AUGACGAGCCAUAGCAGUCCAAUAGGUAAUGUCACAGGUAAUAUGGACCAAAUAGGUGAUCAUGAUACUCCCAGGAGCACAAGUGCGAUAGGGACUGUUGCUACUGCCUCUGGAGGUAACGUUGCAGAUGGUGAAGAAUACACGCCCCACAAUUUGCCGGAAAAUAAUGAAGCUGAUAAGGAUUCUUCUAAUCACGAUAAGGAUUCCGGAACGGCUGCCUCAAAGAAGGAAGGUAGUAUGGAUGCUGGUGCUGAUAAGAAGGCUAAUACUGACCAGGAUAAUGUAGAUUUGAUGAAAUUUUCUGAAGAGAAUUACUCGAACUUGUUGAAUCAUUUAAAUCAUUCGGAACCGCAAUCUCAAUCUCAAACCAAGUCGUCGGUUACACCAUCGAAAGUAACGGAUGUUCAUGAUACUGUUGCUGGAGAUCAGCAGCAUUUGGAGUUAGGUGCCAUAUCGAAGAACGGUGAACACCUCGAUAUCUUAUUGCAGCAAUACCAAAACGUGAUGCACAAGCCACAUGCUAAUAACAACCACAAUAAGUUUGGUUCAAGCAAAAUUUGUGAUUUCUGUGCACAACAAAAUAAACAAUGUGUAUUUGUACCUGACCUUGGUAAUUGUAUUGAAUGUGAAACCAAGAAACGUAAAUGUACCUUUGAAAGGUCGGUUAAUAACACGAAACGGACUGAAGAACAAUCAGAUAUGCUUGUUGAAAAUUUACCAAGAAAGAAAUCAAGAACUAACGAAACGAAUAAGCUAUCUAAUGGUGAUAUUCAAAACGAAUACUAUUCAAGUUUCUUACAAUCUUUAAAUACAUCUAUGGGUCAACAGGGAAGUACUCCAACUCAGUAUGAUAAUUUAGUACAUAGUGGAGUCAUGAAUGCGAGAGAUGUGCAAAGGCCACAAUCUCAACCAAUGAUGGACCAACAGACAAAAGUAGCUGUACCACAUCACUCCAUGUCUCAGACUGUAUUGAAGAAGCAGCAACAGCAACAGCAACAUCCUCAAAUUCAGUACCCUCGAUCAUCAUUUUACGUCGGGCCUACAUCCAUAUAUGAUAUUGGUAUUGUAGACCAUAUUAAGUUGGACAAUAUCGAUCAGAUACAGAUAUCGAAAACAUUAUCCCUGAGGAAAGUCGCACCCAAAGUUCAAUUCUUACUAAGUGAUGAUUACAACCAGAAGUUGUAUAUUGAACAAGAACAACAGAUAGAUAUGGUGGAGGAAUUGGUUCAUCCACAUGGUAAACUUUUGGUUGAAAUUUUUUUCAAACGUGUCCACCCAUACUUUCCUAUUUUACAUGAACGAGUUUUCCUAGAAAAAUACUUGAGAUCAUAUAGGGAAUUAACUACACCUUUGUUGGCAUGUAUUUAUUCCUUGGCUCUUCAAUGGUGGGAUUUCCAUCCCAAACUGAUUGGAUUUGCCAAGCCUGAUGUAGUUGAAGUAUUGAACGAUAUUGCAUUCAAAACUUUUUUUGAAAGAAUCGAGAGACCCAAGCUGAGUAUGAUUCAAACUGGUCUAUUAUUACUUCAAUGCAGAAGUGAAUCUAGAAAUAAUUGGGUAUUGUGUUCCAAUGUUGUUGCUUUGUCGGAAGAAUUAGGUCUUGGUGUUAGCUGUCAAGAUUGGAAAUUGCCUAAAUGGGAAAAAGAUUUACGUAAGAGACUAGCGUGGGCUGUUUGGUCCACAGACAAGUGGUGUGCUUUGAUAGAAGGUCGCCAUUCUCAUUUAAUUUUAGGUCGUAACUGGAUGGUUAACAUUUUAAAAAGAAGUGAAUUCCCAUCAACAUCACCAAUAAUACAGGGAUUUGGAAGUUUAGAUUCUGUUGGACAACAACAACGUGAUGGAUCCUCCACUGGUUUGAACACUGGGAAUCUGGGGCUUUAUGAUAUGUCAUUGACAAAUGAAGAAUAUCAAGACGGUGCUUUAAUGUUUCAGCAAAUGGUUUCUCUAAGUAUAAUUGUCGGCGAAAUUAUGGACACAUUUUAUACUCAAGGGGCCAUUCAUGUAAACACCAAUAUUGAGCAGGUUCUAAAACUUGCUAAACCAUUACAAUUGAAAUUAAGAGAAUGGUAUCAUUCUUUACCAAAACAGUUGUCGAUGAACAAUUUUACCGAAAAGAAAUUUAAUUCAAACGCUACAUUGACACUAAUAUAUUUUGCAGCAGAAAUUACCUUACAUCGUAAGAUCAUAUCUUCGUUGAAACCAAACACGCCAAAGGAAUUGGUACAAGUUUGUAGAACAGCAGCAAGAACAAGAUUAGUGGCAGCUAUCGAAUUUGUUGGUGACUUGAAAAAUGAACACGUCAGUUCUUUUUGGUACGGUUGCUCCACUGGAAAUUUGAUGUUAAUUGGAACAUUUGCAGCGUUACUUUAUGUAACAGCUCCUACAAAGGAAGAAUCUAUCACAUUUCGAGAUUUGAUGCGUAAUUAUAUCUGGGUCCUGAGAGUUAGAUCUAAAAGUUUUGAUAAAUUACGUAAUGCAUUCAAUAAUAUACACAUGUUAUUGACUCAGAUUCCAGGUCUUUUAACUGAUGAGGAGGUUCCAAAUGGCGGGACUGAUAGAUCUAUAUCCUUUAGAACUCCAGACUUAUCAGCAAAUGGUAAACAGGCAAAUAACUCUAGACCACCACUAAAUAUAACCAAUCCAAUAUCUCAAGAUAUACUUCAUGGGUUGUCUAACCUGCCUGAUAGUACGCCACAACUAAACAGUUUUGGAAGUGCAACAGAUUUAGAAACGGUGGGUCUGCGUGAUAAUAACUUCCAUCAUGGAUCUCCUUCAUCAUACGCAUCCACUCCAACAAUAGAGAAUGAAUUGAAUGUCAAUAUGGUUCAUGAGCACAGAGCAAGGAUGAACAGAUCUAAUUCAGCACUCUUUGGAGAUAAUCAAUCCCCUAAGAUGGGAGUUUCGAAUAAUAAUAUGUCACCUUCUCAUCAUACUGCACAUAAUAGGCCACAAUUUUCCCCUGGUAAAAAUCACCAAUCACCAAGUCCAGCAAUAUCAAAACCAAGUGAAAGUUCGAUGGUGGCAGAAACAGUGGAGAGCCGAUCCCGUAAUCAGGAACACAGAGGAUCCAAAACUAGUGCAAUGUCUCCCCAAGGAAAGAUUCAACCAGAAAUAAUAUCAACUGAGGAGACACAUAAUGUACUAUGA